Thamnophis elegans (Western terrestrial garter snake) is the source of this 987-nucleotide messenger RNA. Its product is annotated as zinc finger BED domain-containing protein 5-like. The transcript has 2 exons. Lineage: Eukaryota; Metazoa; Chordata; Lepidosauria; Squamata; Natricidae. Bases 1 to 987 code for a protein of 328 amino acids. The record is from RefSeq and is a predicted model, not a curated record.
AUGGUCGGGCGCACCAAAGGCUUUGUAAGCAGAGUGAAGGAAAGAAAUCCAGAUGUGAUUGUUACACAUUGUUUUUUACACCGUGAGGCCCUCGUAGCCAAGACUUUACCAGCAGACCUAGUUCCUGUGUUGGAUGAUGUUGUGCGCAUGGUAAACUUUGUAAAGUCACGACCCGUGCAAAGUCGCAUAUUUGCAGCUUUGUGUGAGGAGAUGGGAGCGAAGCAUAAAACCUUGCUGUUUCAUACGGAGGUCCGGUGGUUGUCGCGUGGCAAGGUCUUGGUUCGUGUGUAUGAGCUGCGGGAGGAACUUAAAGUGUUUCUGACAAAUGAGAGGUCAGAUUACGCAAAGCUGCUUGCAAGUGAUGAGUGGUGUGCAAGGCUGGCAUACCUGGCAGAUAUUUUUCAUCUUACAAGUACAGAUAAAAUAAAUGGAUUCCGUUCAAAGGUGCAACUCUGGCAUCAACACGUGGAAAGUGGCAAUCUUGAAAUGUUCACACUCACCAAGCAAUGGCAAAGUGUUCACACUGCUGCACUGUGUGAGAUAAUAGUUAAACAUUUAAAAACUCUCGAGGAGAAGUUGUCAUUUUAUUUCUCUUCAGUCUCCACUGAAUGCCUUGACUGGGUUAGGGACCCUUUUAGCUCAGCAUCAAUUGGUGGAAAGGACAUGACUUUACAGGAGCAGGAGGAACUAACUGAACUGAGACAAAAUCGUGGUUUCAAGCUAAGAUUUGCUGAUCUACCUUUGGACAGUUUUUGGUUGGAUACUGCCAAGGAGUUCCCCGUUCUGGCAAACAAAGCUAUUUUGACAUUGCUCCCAUUUUCCACUACAUAUCUGUGUGAGAUGAGCUUUUCAAGCCUGACUGCUAUAAAAACUAAAGACAGAGAGAGACUGAGAGCUGUUGAUGAAGAGCUACGUGUGUGUCUUUCUUCGAUUCCUGCCAAAAUAUCAGCUUUGUGUUCAGAAAAACAGGCCCAGGUUUCGCACUGA